AUGGCGCCCCAAUCGUCCGCUCUUUCGAAAACCCUCGAAUCACUCACCCUGAGCAAGAUCCGGGAAUUAGAAAAACAGCGCUCAACCUAUGAAGACCGAAAAGCCAAGGUUCUCGCAGACGCAGAAAGCCAACCCGAUCUCUUCUUGCGGGUAAAUGUCAUCCUGAACGGCACGAAAGCUAUUCUUCCACAUGUCUCAAAGGAGCACACGGUCACAAAUAUCGAGCGCUGGCUCGAUCAGCGCUGCUUCGACCCCACGGUUACCGAUGGCAUGUUAAAGGAAUACGAGACCGAGCUCCGGUCGCGGAUGGACGCCCAUAGCCGGAGGCUGAGCCUCGCAGAUUUGUAUUCGCGGCUACUGACCGAGUGGACGAAUGCAUCUGGAGCCGGCGAGGAUGCAGAUAUUGCUGAGGAUGAGUAUCUGGUUGUCGAUGAGCGACAGAAGCAGCGACUGGAGCAGCUGUGUGACCAGUUCGAAGAAGCUGUGUUUACGCCGUUUGAGACAAGUACGGAGGAUAUCCACGCGUUCUUUGACUCGCUCUUCCCCGACGACGAGAAGAUGAAACAGUGGAACAUUCUCCGGAACGAAAUUUUCAAGUCGACCCAGGACGAGUUUGAGGAGGAAGCGCCGUUUGACGAAGAAACUCUCACGGCGACGAUAGGAGGGCUGUUGAGAGAGGACAUCGUGAGCGAGGAGAAGCAGGAUGUUCUGAAAGGGUUUCUUAAGAACAGCGUCGCACUGACUGAGAUUGCGGAUGUUUUGAACAUGCGAUGGGCGGACUUGGAGAACUGGGACUGGUUUGCUGGGGAUGAGGGCAUCCCAGUUUUGCCGCGCCAGGAGCUGAAUGGGAAAUACCGAAUCUGGAUUGAUGAGGAUGUUUUGCAACUGAUAUUUGUACAGUAUAUUGGCAUACGACUGUGCAAUAUCCUGAAGAGCGAGCUGAAAGGCUUCAUUGAAGAUUACGGCGUGUGGAACUGGAAGGUAGCCCCAGCUAUGACCGAGGACGAUGUUGAGCGUCUAGCAUACUACACCAACAGGCCUAGGGCAGAAUAUGGGCCAGAGGAGACGCGAAAAUCGAAUUACACUGAGCGUUAUUUCCUCUCAAAGCUGCCGACAUUAUUGACAACGCUUGCAGACGGGGAUGCGGAGUAUGACGAUGAUGACAGCGACGAGUCCGCCGAGCCUAAAAGAAACAUCAAACAAGAACUCUUACGCAAGGUUGCGACCGAAACACUCCUCCAAAGACGCAUUUAUGGGGAGGCCGCGGUAAUACAGACGGACCUACGCUGGUUUGGAACCAGCAUUCCACACAGCACAAUUUUCGCUGUCAUGUCCUACAUUGGAUUUCCCGAGAAGUGGAUUGCCUUCUUCCGCAAGUAUUUCGCGGCGCCGUUGAAUAUGGACCAGUCGUCUACAGGGCGCACGCCUAAGGGGCCCCAGACUCGCCAAAGGGGUAUGCCCAUGGCUCAUGCGUCCGAGAAGCUAAUCGGGGAAUUAGUAUUGUUCUUCAUGGAUUUUGCCGUUAACAGCAGGACUGGAAUGCUGUUGUACCGGCUACAUGAUGAUAUCUGGCUCUGCGGCGAACCCAGCAAAUGUGCCAAAGCGUGGGAGGUAAUGGGUAGGUUUGCAGAAGUAACUGGGCUCGAAUUCAACGACAACAAAACAGGCUCUGUUUAUCUUUCUGACUCCAUUGAUCCGGCUGUCGCAAAUAAACUACCCAAAGGGCCCGUCACAUUCGGCUUCUUGGAGCUCGACAAUUCCGGGACAUGGGUAAUCGAUCAGAAACAGGUCGGCGCUCACGUCAAGCAACUGAAAAGACAGCUGGAUAAAUGCGACAGCGUGAUGGCAUGGAUUAGGACCUGGAACAGCUGCAUUGGGCGGUUCUUCAGAAAUACCUUCGGAGAGCCCGCUGCCUGCUUUGGACAGCAACAUGUGGACAUGAUCCUCGCAACAUAUAGGGCAAUGCAGGAAACUCUAUUCGGCAGCACUACUGGCACGGUCGCCCAACACCUGCGGCAAAUGAUCAAGGAAAGGUUCGGAGUGUCUGAGAUUCCAGAUGCGCUCUUCUACUAUCCUGAAGAACUAGGUGGCCUCGCCCUCCGCAACCCGGCCAUCUCGCCAUUCCUAGUUCGACGCUCGUUGAAAAUGUCACCACUCGAACAAGUCGAAGCUUUCUUAGAGCGGGAAAGGGAGGCCUACAAUAAAUUGAAGAAGCAGUUUCACGAAAUGUCCCAUACGGCUCGCAUGUCUCGCUUCACAAAAGCAAAUAAUGGUAACGAGCGCCAAUUCGUUUCCCCGGAAGAAAAGGACACGUUCAUCUCCUUUGAAGAGUGGAGCAGAUUCCGCUGGUCUCACAGUGCUCCAUUCCGGUCUCUAUAUGACGAUCUCCAACGAGCCCCUGUCGCGGAUGGUAUUCGAUUUACUUCACCCGUCACUAAUGCGUUGCGGGCAGUGUUGCGAGGGUCAAUUGUGGACGAUUUUGAUGAGGAGACGAAGUGGCUCGUGCAGAUGUAUGCGCCGGAGGUACUCAAAAAUUAUGGAGGCGUUGAUCUGGUUGAGAAGAAGUAUCUCCCUGUGGGUGUUAUGGCGAUGGUGAAGGAGAAACGGGUGCGGUGGCAGAUGGUGCUCUAA
This is a messenger RNA of Aspergillus versicolor CBS 583.65, 2631 nucleotides long. RefSeq lists its product as uncharacterized. NCBI's taxonomy places the organism in Eukaryota, Fungi, Ascomycota, Eurotiomycetes, Eurotiales, Aspergillaceae. Bases 1 to 2631 code for a protein of 876 amino acids. The record is from RefSeq and is a predicted model, not a curated record. The transcript has a single exon.